AGAGGAUGGGAGAGAGUCAUCAGCAACACCAACAACAAUCGUCGAGAUUGGGAAUGAGGGCCGCCGCCGCCGGAGGAGGAGAGAUCGUAGAAGUCCAAGGAGGCCACAUUGUGCGAUCCACAGGAAGGAAAGACAGGCACAGCAAGGUCUGUACUGCAAAGGGUCCUCGCGACCGAAGAGUCCGCUUGUCUGCUCACACUGCUAUUCAGUUCUACGACGUUCAGGACCGACUAGGCUACGACCGACCCAGCAAGGCUGUCGAUUGGCUAAUCAAGAAGGCCAAGGCUGCCAUAGACGAACUCGCCCAACUUCCUGCUUGGACCCCAACCACCACCAGCGGCAGUGCUGCAGCCCUUCCUCAAGCCAACACUUCUCAAACACUCGAGCAAAGCCACGAAGAGGAGAACGGGCUUCAUUUCCACCACAAGACCGACACUGCGGCAGUGGUUGGUUCGAGUAAGAGGCCAAUGGCUGAAUCUACGGAGGCAGCGCCUUGUGGGUUUGUUUUUCAGCAUCAGCAGCAGCAGCAGAUGAACAAUCCCAACAGAAGCCAUAGCUCCAGCUUCCUCCCACCUUCUCUAGCCUCAGACUCCAUUGCCGAUACCAUAAAGUCCUUCUUUCCGAUGGGCGCUGCUGCAUCCUCUUCUUCUAUCCAUUUCCAGAACUACCCACCAGACCUUCUCUCCAGAACCAGCAGCCAAACUCAAGAUCUUCGUCUCUCGCUACAGUCCUUCCAAGACCCAAUCCUUCUUCAACACCAGCAGCAGCAGCAACUACACCAUCAUCAAUCCACCAAUCCUUCGGCCGAACAGGCCCUUUUCUCUGGUUCAGCUCCAUUGGCAUUUGAUACCGCCUCCACCACAUGGUCUGAGCAGCCGUCACAGCUGCAGCAGCACACAGCAGCGGAUUUAACACGGUAUCGAAGAAUGGUUGCUUGGAAUGCCGGAACGGAUACAAGCAGCAGCUCGGGAGCAGGUGAAGGAGGAUUUGUCUUCCAUUCGCCUCAGCUGCUGCAACCGUUUCUCGGCCAAAACCAGUUCUUUUCUCAGAGGGGACCCCUUCAGUCCAGUAACUCACCUUCAGUUCGCGCUUGGAUGGACCCGCAGAUUUCCAUCGCCACCGAUGAUGAUCAUCAUCAGGCAGCCUCAGUUCAUCAAUCUUCAAUCUCUGGCAUCGGAUUUGCCUCCGGUGGAUUCUCGGGCUUCCGCAUUCCGGCACGAAUUCAAGGUGAAGAGGAGCACGACGCUGUCGCUGACAAGCCGUCCUCUGCUUCCUCUGUUUCACGCCAUUGAGUGAACAAACCGAAAUUCUCCCUUCGCCAGGUAUUCUCUUUCUUCAUAGAUGAGCGCUCAAGGAAUCUGUAACAAGGAGGAAGAGAUUUUCGGUUUCUUACACCAAUGGCUGACCGUGGGAAGAAGAAAUCUGUGUUGAUUCUCAGGUUGUUCUGUCCCCGGUUCGUUUGCAUGAGUUAGUUAAUUUUAUGUUUCCAGAUUUCCUGUUUAGAUGGGCUCUUUGAGCUCUCUACUUUGUUCUAUCUUUGUUUCAUUCCUGUGCCACUGUUUAAAGACUUUGGAUUCUGUUUUUGCUGUCUUUCCGUUAAUGUUUUUAUUCAGGAGGAGAAAGAAAGACUUGUUUGUUCUGAUAAA
Macadamia integrifolia is the source of this 1646-nucleotide messenger RNA. RefSeq names its product transcription factor TCP4-like. NCBI's taxonomy places the organism in Eukaryota, Viridiplantae, Streptophyta, Magnoliopsida, Proteales, Proteaceae. Gene Ontology annotation, molecular function: sequence-specific DNA binding; DNA-binding transcription factor activity. The transcript has 2 exons. Gene Ontology annotation, cellular component: nucleus. The record is from RefSeq and is a predicted model, not a curated record. The coding region runs from base 6 to 1292 and encodes 428 amino acids. Gene Ontology annotation, biological process: regulation of secondary shoot formation.